Messenger RNA from Brienomyrus brachyistius, 2877 nucleotides. RefSeq names its product zinc finger protein 883-like. NCBI's taxonomy places the organism in Eukaryota, Metazoa, Chordata, Actinopteri, Osteoglossiformes, Mormyridae. The record is from RefSeq and is a predicted model, not a curated record. The transcript has 5 exons. Bases 188 to 2194 code for a protein of 668 amino acids.
AUACCAUGCUUUGCGCUCCCACGAUUUUCCAAGUAGCGGAGCGUUUGUUGAACAUCUUGCAUACAGUCUGGGUUCGAAGAAACAAGAUACCCAAAACAGAAAUGCUAAUCGAAAUGAAGACGUAGAGCAGGCCACAGUGGGAUUGAAGAAGGUAGUGUUUGGGUCACAGAAUCUACAGAGUAAAGACAUGGAAAAGACAAUACAGAAGUCACAGAGAAAGCAAAUUGUUCAGGUGAAGGUUGAGCAGAUCGAGGAAGAGGUAUUUCCACCACUUUAUGUUAACGGAGAAAUAAAACAGGAGGUUAAGACAGAAGAAAUUUCAGCUUUUCAGGAGAUCGAGAGCAGACGGAGAAGAUCCUGUAGAAGAGAAGACAAGAAAAUUGACUGUGAUGGCUGUACACUGUCUGCAGCACAAUCUGAUUCAUUCUGUGGUCAGAAACGGGUUCAGUCCGGAAACGACUUGCCCCUUAGUCAGACACUGUCCAUUGCCGAAAAUCUAGUUAGCAGUCACAAAACCUUAAUAAUCCCUCUUACCCGGACUAGUGAUAUUAGUUCUCUUAAUUUGCCUCAGCCCGUUGUCACUGUGUUGAACUUGAAUCUGUGCUCCCAGUGCGGAAAGGGCUUCAAAAACCAAAGUGACCUGAAAGUGCACCAGAGAACGCACUCGCUGAAGAAACCGUACCACUGUGCUGUGUGCGGGAAGGUCUAUGUCAGCAAACAUGAACUGUCACUUCACCAGCGACUUCACACAGGCGAAAGAUUGUGGCCGUGCUCCUACUGUCCGAAGAAAUUUACCCGAAAGAGUGCCCUGGAGGUACACGUCCGAAGCCACACUGGCGAGAAGCCACACCACUGUUCCCUCUGUGGAAAGAACUUCAGCAGAAGAAGUUCCCUCAAACUGCACCAAGAGCGGCACGCAGGGUGGAAACCUUACAUCUGUUCCACUUGUGGGAAAGGUUUUGUUACCUCGGCAUCCCUAAGAAUGCAUUGGGUGGUCCACAGAGAAGAUAAACCCCAUCGGUGCACCCAAUGUGAGAAGGCUUUCAGCAGAGAAAAGGAUCUUGAAACGCACCAGCUGAUGCAUUCUGGAGAACGUCCGUAUCCCUGCUCUUACUGCCCCAAGAGGUUUAUUAGGAAAAAUGAGCUCAAGUUGCACGAACGCAUUCACACAGGAGAGAGACCUUACCAGUGUUCGGAAUGUGAGAAGACAUUCGGUCGCAUCGCACACCUGAGGUCACAUCAGCUCACGCAUACGGGGGAACGGCGACACAAAUGUUCCCGGUGCGACAAGCGUUUCAGUCAGCGCAACAGUCUGAAGAUUCACGAACGCACCCACACGGGAGAAAAGCCUUACUGCUGUACCGAAUGCCAGAAGAGAUUCGGCACCUCUGGAGAUCUGCUGAAGCACCUGAGAAUUCACACCGGAGAGAAAUCGUAUAAGUGCCGUCAGUGUGGCAAGAGCUUCCGACACUCGGCCUCGCUGAAGGUUCACCUGGUGGUCCACACUGGAGAAAAACCGUUCAGCUGUUCGCAGUGUGGGAAGUGCUUUGGCCGGGAACAGGGCCUCAAAAUGCACCAGAGAACACACACCAAGGAGCGGCCAUAUGACUGCUUGCAGUGUGGCAAGUCUUUCGGUACUUCAAGCACCUUAAAAUCCCAUAAAUAUAUCCAUGCGGUGGGAGGACCGUACCAUUGCUCCCAGUGUGGGAAGAGCUUCAGCAGAAGCGACACUUUUAAAAUACACCAGCAGAUUCAUUCGGGUGCUAAAUCCUACAAGUGUUCGCAGUGCGGAAAGUGUCUUAGCACAGCCAGCAGCCUUAAAGUGCAUCAGCAAAGCCACGUCAAAAAAAGGCAGUUCAGCUGCCCACAGUGUGCCAAGAGCUUCAGCUCCGCCUGGUACCUGAAACAACACGAGCGAACUCACACAGGUGAGAAACCGUACCUUUGCUCAAGCUGCGGGGAGAGUUUUUAUAACUCGAGCAGCCUAUUAACGCAUCAGAUGAAUCAUAGCGGGGAGCGACCGUACGGAUGCACCAGCUGUGGGAAAUUGUUUAGCCACCCGAUGCACCUUAGAAGGCACGAGAAGCUUCACACCGGCGAACGGCCGCACCAGUGCUCUGAGUGCGGGAGGAGAUUCAGCAGGAAAGACCACCUGACCGCACAUAAGCGGACCCACAAAGCCAAAGAGAAAUAAAUCAGUUUGCGGCAAUCUGAUUUGAUUGAGGCAGGAUGGGUCAUCUAUUUUUGAUGCUCUCUAAUUUGUAAAUGUAGGUCUAUUUUUCUUUCGGUAUAAAAUAUGCAAGUUAUAUGAGGAUAUUGCCCUGUGUGAAAUCAUGGAUUUUUGUGUUUUUUUUCCUUAAAAAAAAAAAAAAAAGUAAUCUUGCAGAAUCAAAGUUUUGUUGACAAUAACUCUCUCCACCUGUAAGUGGAUUUGUGUUUAGCACAGGGGUGUUAAUGUCUCCCUCCCCCUGAUUAUAAAAUAAAGGUGAAAAUGGCACAGAACCAGCUCCUGUUUCCCCCCCCCUACUAGUCUUGUGACUGCAGAUUGCAGUGUUUUGUUAUCAUGGUUUUCCUUUGAUGUUUUAAAAGCCAUUUGAUUUGUUGUAUUACUUUCGACAUUAUGAAUAAUAGCGGCUAUCUUGCGUAACAUUGACCUUGCGGUUCUCGAUUAGGGUCUGUUGCACGUUAAUAUUUUGAUAUGACAAUAUGAAGUGUGCCGUGCCAUGGAAUGUCAUGUGAGGGAGUCAUUUUUGAAGAGUUGGAGGAGAAACAUUUUUUUUGGAUGCACAGUAAUUGCAAUAAAUCCAUUAAAAUUAUCCAUUUGGCAGCCACUGUUAUAGUUGAGGUUAAUUUAAGUUCCGGUCAUUAAGUAAAGGA